This is a messenger RNA of Durotheca rogersii, 225 nucleotides long. Its product is annotated as translation machinery associated TMA7. The transcript has 3 exons. Bases 1 to 225 code for a protein of 74 amino acids. NCBI's taxonomy places the organism in Eukaryota, Fungi, Ascomycota, Sordariomycetes, Xylariales, Xylariaceae. The record is from RefSeq and is a predicted model, not a curated record.
AUGGGUGGCCAGAACAGAGAAGGUAUCUAUCUCCCGGACUGCGGCAAGAUCAAGCCCUUGAAGGCGCCCAAGAAGCAGCAGAAGGACCUCGAUGAGGACGACAAGGCUUUCCUCGAGAAGAAGAGGGCAGACGAGAAGGCUCGCGCGGAGCUGGCCAAGAAGGCUGGCGGCAAGGGACCUCUGAACACUGGUGGUCAGGGCAUCAAGAAGAGCGGCAAGAAAUAA